UUGACCUUCCAGAUCACCGUCCCGUUCUUCGCCAUGGCGGCCACACGCUGCUUCGUUAGCGCCAGCCUGUUUACACGCCGUGCUACCUUUACUACUCAUGGUACUCAACCCAUACUUCUCCGUCAUACCUUUCGUCAUGGUCGUCUCUAUGCGACUGCUCCACCCCAGAACCGAACAAUAGCCAACGAUCCACACCCGACACCGAGACCAGAAAACAUCGCCUACUUCACCGGAAACCCUCGAUACUAUCAAGAUGUGAUGGAUUUAAACGCUUUGAUUCGGAAGCAUGCUCUCUCAUUCAGAGAUAGUUCUCAGUACAAAUCCAUUAUGGCAAAACCCAAGUGGAUGACGUUGGAGGAGAUGCAAGAGUUUCUCGAGUAUAAACUCGUUCGAAGCACAUACACUGAGCUCGUGCAUAAGCUGAAUAUUCUAUAUACAGUUCAAGCUCGUGAUCCGGACGUAAACCGGUUGCUGUCAAGAUUUGUCAAACCAGGAGCAGCGCUUGUUACACAGGUGAAGGAGCGGGCUGGUUUGGACGAAUUUGGUCGGUCAUACUCGUACGGAUCAAGAAAAACCGCAAAGGCACAAGCGUGGAUGGUGAAGGGUGAUGGUCAAGUAUAUGUGAACGGCACUCCCGUCUCGGAUUAUUUUGCUGAGGAUGUUGACCGCGAAGUUGUUGUGCGACCACUUGAGGUGGCUCGUCAGUUGGGGAAGUAUAAUGUUUGGGCGUUGGUGAAGGGUGGGGGGCCCUCUGGGCAAGCUGCCGCGGUCUCUGUAGCAGUGGCACGAGGGUUAGUCAUACAUGAUCCAAUGCUAGAGACGGCCAUGAAAGAAACGGGACUUACGACAAUCGACACCAGACAGGUUGAACGUAAAAAGACAGGUCAACCCAAAGCCAGAAAGAAGAAUACUUGGGUCAAACGUUAAGCCAAUCUACACCAUUCGCGGAGGUAAAGCAUACGGUUCAUGUAUCAUAGACAUCAAUUUAUUCCUAUCAUGAAAAAUGGCAGUGGAAAACUGUGCAACGCAGGGUGACGAUGGAUUGUAUUCUCCUUAAUAAUAUUAGAGAUCCUUGAUGGAUGCCUUCACAUA
Molecule: messenger RNA, 1092 nt
Organism: Spizellomyces punctatus DAOM BR117
Lineage: Eukaryota; Fungi; Chytridiomycota; Chytridiomycetes; Spizellomycetales; Spizellomycetaceae
Product: mitochondrial 37S ribosomal protein MRPS9
Exons: 5
Coding region: 34-927 (297 amino acids)
Biological process (GO): translation
Cellular component (GO): mitochondrial small ribosomal subunit; ribosome
Molecular function (GO): RNA binding; structural constituent of ribosome
Source: RefSeq, a predicted model, not a curated record